Brassica napus (rape) is the source of this 2741-nucleotide messenger RNA. RefSeq names its product sugar transport protein 7-like. The transcript is spliced from 4 exons. Gene Ontology annotation, molecular function: monosaccharide transmembrane transporter activity. Gene Ontology annotation, biological process: monosaccharide transmembrane transport. Gene Ontology annotation, cellular component: membrane. Bases 1097 to 2638 code for a protein of 513 amino acids. The record is from RefSeq and is a predicted model, not a curated record. NCBI's taxonomy places the organism in Eukaryota, Viridiplantae, Streptophyta, Magnoliopsida, Brassicales, Brassicaceae.
AAUGACAACUGAGUUAUACUAUGCUAAAAUUUUCUUUCUAACAAUUUAGCAAAUGACAAAUGAGUUAUGAGAAAAUAAUACCAUAUAAUUUUUAAAAGCAUAGCCAUUCUUAAAUAUUUUUUGAAUAAAUAAUUAUUUUUAAAUUUAAUCAACUGAAAAUAAUAUUUGUACAAUUGUAUGAGUCAAAUUCUACUUUUAUUGAUGCAUGUUAUAUAUUAGUGCUGCAUGUUUUAGGUAACAUUUUAAUGAUGCACAUUUUUUAAAAUCUCUAUUAUUAAAAUUAUGCACGUAAGGAUAACUCAUGAGUUUUCUUGGUUGAUUAAAUGACAUUAUGUCCAAAUUUAUUUAACGAUAUUUUAUUAAGGUAACGGAAAAAGACAAACAAUAAAAUAGGAAGUUUAAAUUCAUUUAAGCAUAUUUCAUUAAUUUAACUGAAAAGAUAAGAAAUAGAUUAGGUAGUUUUAUUUGUUUUAAGAUAUUUCAUAAAUGCAACUGAAAAAGACAAGCAAAAAAAUAGGAAGUUUAAUUAACGAAGAAAGAACAUUUUCAAAUAGGUAAUUCUCUUUUAAUAAUAUAGAUUUCAUAGGAAAAAAAAGAGAGAAAUUUCAUAGGGUAUCUAGAAAACAAAAAAUAGAAAAGAUGUUAGGAAAUUUUUUAAAAAUAUAUUAUAUUAUAAUAAUGAACAUUUAUUGUUGAAAACCUCAAAAUGAAAACUUAUGGAUAAACAUGUUCUUAAAAAUGAUUUUUUUUUCUUCCUUCUUAAUAUAAUUGAAUAUUCUUAUCAAGUUCCCACGAUCACCACAAAUUGUGUAUUUAACCCCCAAAAAAAGAUAUAUGAAAAUGGAGAUGAGAUUAAGACAUGCAAAUCAUAAUUAAACUCUAAUUAAUGCGAAGAUAAGGUCAAGAGCUGUUCUUUGUUUAAAGUCAUCGCUUGCUUGUUGACCUUUUAAACCCCACGAAUUGAAUGCGAGCCACGUGAAGAUGUAAAUGUAUAUACCUUUCCUGUCUUUCUAUUUUGUUUUCUCUCAGAUUCUGAAAACUUUAAUUCACGAAAAAAGUCAACAACUCGUAAGAAGCAAAGCAGACCAAGAAGAAAAUGGCAGGAGGGUCGUUUGGUCCAACGGGUGUGGCUAAAGAAAGAGCAGAACAGUACCAAGGGAAAGUCACUAGCUAUGUCAUCGUCGCUUGUCUUGUUGCAGCCAUCGGUGGAUCCAUCUUUGGAUAUGACAUUGGAAUCUCAGGAGGAGUCACAUCAAUGGAUGAGUUUCUUGAUCAGUUUUUCCAUACGGUUUAUGAGAAGAAGAAGCAAGCUCAUGAGAGUAAUUACUGCAAAUAUGAUAAUCAAGGAUUAGCUGCUUUCACUUCUUCCCUCUACUUGGCUGGUCUGGUUUCAACUCUGGCCGCUUCACCCAUCACUAGAAACUAUGGAAGGCGUGCGAGUAUUGUUUGUGGUGGAGUCAGUUUUUUUAUUGGAGCUGCUUUGAAUGCUGGAGCUGUGAACUUAGCAAUGCUCCUUGCAGGAAGAAUCUUGCUUGGUGUUGGCAUUGGGUUUGGUAAUCAGGCGGUUCCUUUGUAUCUAUCAGAAGUGGCACCAACACAUCUCCGAGGUGGUUUAAACAUGAUGUUUCAGUUAGCUACAACUCUUGGAAUCUUCACAGCAAACAUGGUCAACUACGGUACACAACAGCUUAAGCCUUGGGGAUGGAGACUCUCUCUCGGCUUAGCUGCUUUUCCAGCUAUGCUCAUGACGCUAGGAGGGUAUUUCUUACCCGAGACACCAAACAGUUUGGUCGAAAGAGGGUUGACGGAGAGAGGAAGACGAGUUCUAGAGAAGCUAAGAGGUACCAAAAACGUAGACGCCGAGCUUCAAGACAUGGUAGAUGCAAGCGAGCUUGCGAACUCCAUCAAACACCCUUUCAGGAACAUUCUACAGAAACAGCAUAGGCCUCAGCUAGUUAUGGCUAUCUGCAUGCCAAUGUUUCAGAUCCUUACAGGGAUAAACUCAAUCCUCUUCUAUGCACCUGUUCUGUUUCAGACAAUGGGGUUUGGAGGAAACGCUUCUCUCUACUCAUCAGCUUUAACAGGAGCUGUUCUUGUCCUAUCAACGUUAAUCUCCAUAUCACUAGUGGAUAAACUAGGACGGCGAGCUCUUCUUAUCAGCGGAGGGGUGCAGAUGAUAAUCUGUCAAGCCAUAGUGUCAGUGAUCUUGGGAGUUAAGUUUGGAGACAACCAAGGGCUGUCAAAAGGGUACUCAAUAAUAGUAGUCAUCUUCAUAUGCCUCUUUGUGGUAGCUUUUGGAUGGUCAUGGGGACCUCUAGGAUGGACCAUACCGAGCGAGAUCUUUCCAUUGGAGACACGUUCAGCUGGUCAGAGUAUAACGGUUGCUGUGAAUCUUCUCUUCACUUUCUUCAUAGCUCAAGCUUUCCUCUCUUUGCUAUGUGCAUUCAAGUUUGGAAUCUUUCUCUUCUUUGCUGGAUGGGUCUCAGUGAUGACAAUCUUUGUCUACUUCUUGUUGCCUGAGACCAAAGGAGUGCCUAUUGAAGAGAUGACACUCUUGUGGAAAAAACAUUGGUUCUGGAAAAAAGUAUUACCUGCAACAAAUCAUGCAGCUGAUAGUAACAACAACGGUUCUAUAUAAACUGAUUUUGUAAGGUUAUUAGUCUUUUUGAUUUUGUCAAGAAGAAUCAAGAAAUUUGUGUUUAAGAUUUUAUUGCAUAUGUAAUAACAAGUUGUGAUCAUCA